AACCAACGUUCCACGGCUUUCACUGUACUGCGCACGCGCUCUAAGAAGGCGGAUUCAGAGGGCUGCACUGACCACGUGAUCACACCGGCUGGCAAGAUGGCUGCGCGCAAGGAGCGGCAUGUGUUAAGGAGAAGAAAUGUUCCUGGGGGAGCCACGCGAAAGGAUCUGGAUGAGAAACUCGCAGCCGUGUUGGCGAGCCGGGGCAAUGCUAACAUUGUGUUUGAUAUCCUGGAAUAUCUGGAGGUAAGGACGGUGCACGUGUUAUUCAGGGCAAGGUCUGUCUGUCUGCCUGUCCCAUGUUACUACCCAGGGCACUGCACGAUAAAAGCCUUAUCUAACCUGUCUCAAUAAUAAAUGCAGCCUUGGCCGUGUUUAUAUGAAGAUUUAUCAAAGAAAAAAAGUGCAUCACAUUAUUGCAGUUUACUCUUUCGCCUCACAUCAAAUAGCUGUGAAUUCUGUUGUUAAACAUUUUAACUGCAAAUAGGUUUUUGAAACGCUAUAAAGUACCAUUACUUGUUUUAAACCUUUUGUACCUACACAACCUAGAUGUCGGAUCAUACUAAAUUGGUUUUACUACUUACCUUUGGGAGGGCAUCAGGACACUCUUCAUACUAUAACCAAAACAGGAGAUGGUUGUAGUUUUGGUGUUUUAAAGUGAGACACAAUGCCAGGACUCUUUAUAAAACCUAAUCACUACAGCAAGCCGUAGUGGACAUGUUGCUUAGGUUACUGUUGAAAGCAUUUUGGGCAUCAUUUAUCACUCCUUUUUUAUGAACAUAAACUUUAUAGUAUAUAUAUAUAUAUCUCCUUACCUCUUAAAGAGAAGCUAUAGUGCCAGGAAAACAAAGUUGGUUUCCUGGUACAAUAGCUUUCUAUAGUGCCCCACUCUCUUGUGCCCGGCCCCACUUGGUGCAGAAGGUGUUAAAACUCCCUUCUGUCAUUUACAUAAUGCGGUUUUCCCACAGCGCUGGAUCAGGCUCCGCUUCCAAUACUGACAUUGGUUUGGGAGACCUAAUGCACAUGCGCAGCUUUUGCCGUGCUUGCAUUAGGACUUUCCCGAUAGGAAAGCAUUGUAUGGGGUUUUGGGUGACGCUGGAUGUCCUCAUGUAUAGCUUGAGGACGUACAGCGCCACUUAGGCAACCAAAAGUCACUUAACCAGCCGGAAGGCCCUCUAGUGGCUGUCUGGUAGAGGUGAAGUUAACCCUGCAAGGUAAUAAUUGCAGUUUAUUAGGAAGCUGCAGUAUUUACCACUGCAUAGUUAAAGGACCACUCUAGGCACCCAGACCACUUCAGCUUAAUGAGGUGGUCUGGGUGCCAGGUCCUUCUAGGGUUAACCCAUUUUUUUAUAAACAUAGCAGUUUCAGAGAAACUGCUAUGUUUAUGAAUGGGUUAAGCCUUCCCCUAUUUCCUCUAGUGGCUGUCUCAUUGACAGCCACUAGAGGCGCUUGCGUGCUUCUCACUGUGAUUUCACAGUGAGAGCACGCAAGCGUCCAUAGGAAAGCAUUGUAAAUGCUUUCCUAUGCGACGGGCUGAAUGCGCGCGCAGCUCUUGCCGCGCGUGCGCAUUCAGCCCAGGAGGAGGAUCGGAGGAGGAGAGGAGACAGAGAGCUCCCCGCCCAGCGCUGGAAAAAGGUAAGUUUUUAACCCUUUCCCCUUUCCAGAGCCGGGCGGGAGGGGGUCCCUGAGGGUGGGGGCACCCUCAGGGCACUAUAGUGCCAGGAAAACGAGUAUGUUUUCCUGGCACUAUAGUGGUCCUUUAAGGGACCAGACACAGAUCACUUCAAUGAGCUGAAAUUGUAUGGGUGCCUAUAGUGUCAAUUUAAGCGUGACGAGGUUCUGUAUUCUCUAUCCGCAAAAUGCAUGUAUCCUGUAGCCAUUUUGUUUAAUUGAAUUCUGAUUAACAAUUAGACUCUCCCAGAGUGUAUAUUAGAAAUGUAUUGUGCCUUACUGGCUAUUUAUGGAAAAGUGUAAUGAUGUGACAGCUUAAAAACAAAAAACAGAUUCAGUAUGUAUUCUUUCAAGGGAUUGUUUUGACUUUGGAGAUAUAUUUAACAAGUGUUUUACAUUGUAUCAAUCAACGGCUGAAUAGAUUCUUUUUGCUUUCUUCAGUCUGAUAAAGAAGAUGAUGUUCAGGCUGCGGUUCGGAACUGCUCUAAACUCUUCCAGACAUAUUUGGAGAAACGGGAGCUUCAUGUUGGAGUCCUUUCUGCUGAGGAUGAGAGCCUUCCAGGUUGCUGUCAUAAGUUAUUCCAUGAGAUUUAAUAAUGCCCAGAGUUGCAUGUAGCUAUGCAUUUUCAUAUUGUUUUAGUACAUUUGCCACUUGAUCUCUGUGCAGUGUUUUCACAUCCUUUGCCAACCAAGCACCUAAACAAGGGUUGAACAAGUUGUAUACAGUAAUAUAGAAAAUAUGGCAACACUUAAAUUAACAAAUGGUGUGUACACUUACAAGAAAUGGAACACACGCUUUCAUUACCAAAAUGAAAACAUUUCCCUAUUCUUGCGUAAGAUUCCUUUAAAACCAGGUUUACUUUCAAGUUCUGUAAAAAAAAAAAGUAAUGUCAGUCAAUGAUAUAAAAAAACCUUUACCUAUUAAUUACAUUUAAAGUUGUAGUGUGUGUGUGUGUAUAUAUAUAUAUAUAUAUAUAUAUAUAUAUAUAUAUAUAUAUAUAUAUAUAUAUAUAUAUAUAUAUAUAUAUAUAUAUAUAUAUAUAUAUAUUUUCAACAAAUGCAAUGCACUUGGUCAGCAUGACAGAGAAAUUGGGCUGAUACAGAAAUCUUUUUAUGUGUGCCGAUAUAUCUCUAGUUUACACACUUUGAAAAAUCAUAAUUUCAGUGAGUGAUAUUUGUGACUGUAGUUGGGUGACUUAAUAUACCAUAAUGCUUAGGCAACCUACAGUCUGCUACAGUCACAAAGGUUGUCAUUUAUUCAUACCAUUUGUGGGCUUCCUUUUGCAUCAUACUCUGCAAUCUGUGAAGCUAAAUGAGCAUCGUUGGAAAUAAAGCCCACAAAAUGAGUGAUGGUAAAUGUUUAUGACUGAAACUGUUAUCUAUUAAUGAAGCUGUUUGAGCAUCAAUGAAGAAACAGCUCAAAACAUCUACAGUAUCUGUUGUAUAUUAUGGGUUCUUGUAACAGACUAGAUAGUUUAAAGGAUCACUAAAUGCACCCAGACCAUUCAUCUCAGUGCAGUGGUCCCUGUAGUUUUAACAAUUCAAUGGAAAACAUUGGUGUUUUAUUAAAAAAAAAAAAAAGGCUUAAACACACUUCUAGUGACUCGCACUGACACUUACUAGGAGCACUUCCGAGGCAAGAGUCGACAAAGUCGGUCGUGUGAGCUUCAACAUCACUGGCAUCAAUUGUAGCUCAAAGGAAAGCAUUGAAUUGAACGCUUUCCUAUGAGAAACAUUUGACUGGAUGCUCUCUCCUCUAUGAGAAGCAUUGGAUUUUACAAUCACCUAGAGCAGCACCUACAGGAUGAUGUUGAUGAAGUGAAGGGGCAGCAGCGCUGAGAUAGUCUCGGUAUAUAUCUAAAUAAGGAUUAGGGCACAAUAGCGUUAGGAAUCCAGUUUUGUAUUGUUAAUGCUAUAGUUGCCCUUUAGUUCAUGAAUACACUUUUUAAUACAAAUACUUAUGUAACUUAUACACAAAUAAUCAAAACUUGUUUGUUAUUUAAGGGGAUAUAACCUUUUUAACAAUCUGGUGACUGCAUUAAAUGUUUUGAAUCUGUCGGGUUAACUGGGGACCUAUUACAAAUACAUUUUCCCCUUUUUCUCUUCAAAUUAGAUACACUGAGUGCGGAACAGAAGUACAAGAUGUGGAUGAGGCAUCGUUAUAAUAGCUGUGUCGCCUGCUUGCUGGAUCUCAUGCAUCGCUUUUCUUUUCAGUUGCAGGUCAGUGUGGGCUGGUAUUGUACAUUUGUCCAGAGCAUCUCAAAGUGUAAUACCCUAUACAAAAUAUCAACCCAUAAUAUAGAACAAUCAUAAAGCACAUAAAAGAUAAAAAAAAAAAAAAAAAACUUGGCAAAAUAACUAGAUCUAAUUGUUUUUUUGUUACAAAUGGAAUCCUUGGAGUGUCAGUGUGCUCUCUUUAGUUAUAUUUGCUAAUACAAAGUUAUUCAAACCAUAAGGACCUAGCGGUAUCCAAAGACUGGCAUGUUCAAUCUCUUCUGAGGUGUACAAAGGUAUUAUUUUGAAGAGAUUGAAAUGCCUCUCUUCUGAGAAGAGCCAUCUCUAGUACCUCCUGAGAACUUCAAAUCUUUUAUCCUUUUAUUGUGAUGAUGUUUUUUGAACUGCCCUUGGUGUUGACUAUACAUAGCAAGAAAUGUGCACAUUUGAAGACCUUUACACCGGAAUGUGCUGUGUUGUCAGUAAUUUUGUAUUCAUUUUUUUGUUUUGUUUGUUUACUUACUAGCAACAAAGUGAUCUAUUGACACCCAUCAAAAUAAAAGCAAAAUGCAGUUCUUGCUUUUCCCCACUUUUUUAAGUACAAGUGUGUGGCUGGAGAUAGGAGAUUGUAAUUAAACAGCUGGAAGUCUGAAUGUCAGCUAGGAUAUUUACCAUUAUCACUAUGCAUAUUGCUCUUAAUCUCAAGGGAAAACAGUCGUCUGCUGGAAAUAUCCUAAUUCAUGGGUCCUCAAACUCCGGCCCCCAGAUGUUGCUGAACUACAACUCCCAUGAUUCUCUGGCUAUGUAAUUCAAAGAAUCAUGGGAAUUGUAGUUCAGCAACAUCUGGGGAGGCCGGAGUUAGAGGACCCAUGUCCUAAUUUGUCCAUAUCUUGGUUACAACUGUUGGUUGGUUUCUGAUCUUGUUGUUCAUAUUAUUAUUCUCUUUUAAUGCCUAUUCUAGGUAGAACAACCACUGAAUUGUUGUUGGUCCAGUACGAAUUAUAUUUGAUACAAACCUGUUAAAAAAAUAAAAUAAAAAGAUUUGUGUUUUUAAAGACACAAAUGUGUAUUCCUGACACUAUUCGUCUUAAUAACAGUUUAGUCUUGGCCCUCCUUACCUCCAGUUAAAAAAAGGUGAUUUGCCUUUUUACAGCUCUAUGUGGGACUGGUCACUGCUGGCUCCACUCACUUGUCUGAGAGCAUCAAACUUGAUCUCAGCCAAUCCAAUGCUCUUCCAUAGGAAAGCAUUGGGAGGCUAUCGGCAUGUGCGUCAAAACGCUGCAGUUCGCCAAUCAGCAUCUCCUCAGAGAUGCAUUGAAUCAGUUCUGUGCUUUCAUGUAAACCGUGGAGAUGCUGAAUGUCUAAGUGACUGCCGCUAGAGGUUUUCCUAGGCAGUAAUGUAAACCCUGUCUUUUCUCCGAAAAGACAAUGUUUACAAAAAAUCAUGCAGGGACCGGCUAUAGACAACUAAUAUUAAGGUGUAGUUGUUCUGAUGACUUUAGUGUCCCUUUAGUGCUUGCUGCUAUACAAGAUAUAGAUAUAAGAUUCCUGUUUGUUCCUAUUUAUUUGUCAAAUUUUACUUGGAUGACAAUGUGUAGCCAAGUACUGUCUGUUCACCAUUACUCUCAUUGUUGAACAUCUUUUUAAGAAUAACAUGGAUGUGAAACUUCUGCAUUAUCUGAGUUGCAGCAGAGGGGUUGAAAUCUAGGCUCCAAGAAGGUUCUCCACCCAAAAACACUUUACUUCAAACCUUCUAAAAUAAGCUGUAGUGGUUAUGGUGCUCUGGUCCCUUUAGAGUUGUGACUUGUGCUUAUGUUUACAGACUGCAUGUUUUAUAUGCCAUUCCAACGUCAGCCAGUGAUAUCUCUGUCUGUAGCAUGAAAAUAAUGUCUUUACUGGCCAUUGUAGGGCUUGUGUGAACUAACCACCUAUCAAAAUAAUGACCAUGACGUGAUCAAAACCCCUUUUUUGUUCAUUACCUGGUUCCAACGCCAAAGUCGCUCGGUGCUGGGUCAGGCUUCUCCUCCGGCCGGGGGAUGUUAUGCACAUGCCGCGAUCACAUUAGAACUUCCCCAUAGGAAAGCAUUGAGUCAAUGCUGGGUUUUAGCUGACCCUGGACGUUCUCGUGCAAAGUGUGCAUGAGGACAUCUUACUGUCAUUAGUGGACUGAUCUGAAACUGAAAUGUGUAGGUGAGAGGGAAAGGGGGGAGGCUGAAGAAACUCCUCUAGCUGAGAGCCGUGCCCAACAAACUGGCCAUGUUUUAUAGUAAAUUUAUAAAUGUUAUUACAUACUUCUUAUUUUUCAUGCUUUAUUUUGGUUGUGUAUUUGUUUAAAAGUAAAAACAAAGAGAACUUACCUGCGCUCUGGCCUAAAUCCCCGUGAGCGCAGGUAACGUUCUUUGUUUUUACCAUGUAUUUUAAGCUGUUGGAUACUAAGUUACUGCUGCUGUAAGUGCGGUGCUUUAUCUUUGUGUUUGUAUUUGUUUAUAUGUGUUUGCUGAUUUAAAAAAAUAAAAUUGUCAAUGUAUGCAUCUCUCUUUAAUCUCUAACUAAAAGCUUAUAUGACCUGGUAGUUUUUGUUAUCAUACUUGAGAGAGGGGAAAGAAGAAAUUCCUCAAUGGGAUAUUCCAGUGUGGCUAUUACCGUUGGUUUCCUUCCGUAUUCCAGACCUUUAGUCAAGUUGUAACUUUCGCUGUGAUGUCUCAUUAGUAUUCUAACAAAUUACUCUAUUUAAUUCCUAAAGGAGCUGGCACUGUGCACCCUGAUGAAAUUUAUCCAGCUGGAGGCCAAGUUCCCUCUGGAAAAUGCAGAAUGGAAAGAAAGCUGUGUUUUUCCUCGAGAAUUGUUAAAAGUAAGCUGUGGAGAGCAUGGGGGAGGGGGUUGACUUUGCCAAGUUUGUAAGAGUAAUUAUUUGUCUUGUUUAGUCCGUGAUAAACAGGUUACUACAUGAGGACACAGAUUCCACCUCCUUGAUUUUCCGAUUCCAAGAAUAUCUGGAAUAUGACGAUGUCCGCUAUUAUACCAUGACUCUAAUAAAUGAAAGCAUUAUCCGAGUGCAUCAAAAAACCAAAGAGGUAUGAAUAGUACAUCCACUACUAAACCGGGAUGGUACCUCAAAUUGUUUAAUUGCAUUUUCUUAUUCCGUAGCCACCCCUAUAAUUGGCUAAAAGUGUGGGGGGAAAUUAGUUGAUGUAGCAGUUAAUGGGGAAAUAAGUACCGUAUUUAUCGGCGUAUAACACGCACCUCAUUUUAAGAAGGAAAUUUCAGGGGAAAAAAACUUAAAGGACCACUAUAGUGCCAGGAAAACAUUCUCGUUUUCCUGGCACUAUAGUGCCCUGAGGGUGCCCCCACCCUCAGGGACCCCCUCCCGCCGGGCUCUGGAGAGAGGAAGGGGUUAAACACUUACCUUUCUCCAGCGAGGCGGGGAGCUGUACUCCUCUCCUCCUUGCUGCAACGUCAAAUGCCGGCUGAAUGCGCCGCGCAUUCAGCCGUUCACUAAAAGCAUUUACAAUGCUUUCCUAUGGACGCUUGCGUGCUCUCACUGUGAUUUUCACAGUGAGAAGCACGCAAGCGCCUCUAGCGGCUGUCAAUGAGACAGCCACUAGAGGCUCUGGAGGCUGGAUUAACCCUCAGUAUAAACAUAGCAGUUUCUCUGAAACUGCUAUGUUUAUAAAAAAAAGGGUUAAUCCUAGAGGGACCUGGCACCCAGACCACUUCAUAAAGCUGAAGUGGUCUGGGUGCCUAGAGUGGUCCUUUAAAUUUCAAAUAAAGAACUUCUUACCCCCUUUCUUACUCCCCCCUCCCCCUCUUCUUACUUCCCUUCCCCCUCUUACCCCUUUCUUACUCCCCCUCCCCCUCUUCUUACUUCCUUCCCCUCUUACCCUUUCCUCCCCCCUCCCCCUCUUACUUCCCCCUCCCCCUCUUCUUACUUCCCCUCCCCUCUUACCCCUUUCUUACUCCCCCUCCCCCCUCUUCUUGCUUCCCCUUCUUACUUCCCCUUCCCUCUUCUUACUUCCCCCCCUCCCCUCUUCCUUUCUUGCUUCCCCCCCUCCCUCUUACCCCUUUCUUACUCCCCCCUCCCCUCUUCUUACCCCCUUUCUUGCUCCCCUCUUCUUACCCACCUCCCUCUUCUGCCCCCUACCCCCUUCUUACUCUCCCUCCCCUCUUCUUGACCUCCCUCCCCUCUAUUUACCCUUCUUACCCCCUCCCUGUAGCGUGGCCGAGCCGCUCUGCUGUCCGCGGUUGCCGGCCGGAGUGAUACAGGAAGGUGCACAUUGAGCGUGCACCUUCCUAUCACUCCGGCCGGGCACCGCGGACAGCAGAGCAGCUCGGCCACGCUACAGGGGAGGUGAGAACCAACUGCAGCCGCCUGAGCGCUCUUGACAGAGCGCUCCAACGGCUGCAGCAUUGACAGAGCGCUCAGACGGCUGCAGCAUUUAAAGGGCCGGCGUAUAACACGCACCCACAAUUUCUCCCCUAUUUUCAGGGAGAAAAAGUGCGUGUUAUACGCCGAUAAAUACGGUAAUUUUUUUUCAGUGCUACGGUUUCAUGAAAAAUCAUCUGUCUUGUUUUUAUUUUAACAUAUGUAUAUUAUCUGCAAAUGUUUACUAUGGCUAUAUGUAAUGAUGCCACAUGGAUGAGUGUUGUAUCAGCAAAAUAUGGUAUUGCAGCCAUAGCUCAUAUUUUAACAAAAAUAAAAUGGGGAAAAAGAUACAGCACCUUGCAUAUUAAAUUCUGAGUUAUCCAGGUCUCUUCUAGUUGCUUGGAAUAUCCACUUAAUGUUGUUAUAUUGUCCACACCUUGUAAAACAUAUGAUGAGAAGCAAAUCUUACUCCCUCCCUCUAAUUUCUGUAUUCUUCAUUCGUGUGCAGUCAUUCUCAAUAAAAUUAGUGAGCCGCCACUGGUAGAUUACUGCAUUACCUUAUGUGAACUUUAAUAUCGAACUUUUAUAAUAAAAUUUUUUCCUACUCUAAUUGAGCUUCUGGCAAUUUUUGUUUCUCUCUCUCUCUCUCUCUCUCCCUCGCUCCCCAGAUGGUCCUCCCAAUUUUCCAAAAUAAUGUAUUUUGCUUGAUCUCCUCCAUUAACAUGCCAGUUGAGGAAAACACACUAUCCAAUUUCCUAGUUGCGCAGAAAGGUGAGUAUGAAGCAGUGCUGAAUUUAUAUUGUCCUCUGUGAAUUCUUUCCACAUCUGGGAUUAAAGGAUUGAACAUUUUGUGAUAGGUGUGAUUAUCUUUUAAAUUCAGGACUGCUUAGCUGGAUACCUGCAGGCAUAAUGUGAUUAUAAUUUUUUUUUGUUAAAUGGAAAGAUGAUUGGAUUUUUUUUAUGUUGAAUUGAUGUAUAACUAAUCUGUGUUUGUAGACUUUAUUUUCUGCAAUGCAUUUAUAAAUGGAGUCCGUCUAAGGAAAAACCUUUCUCUGUGAAAGGAUAAAUUAAUUCAGGCCAAUAUAUACUGCUAAUUGGGAAAACUGCGGACUGUUCUGUGUCCUGGUUGAGCCCAUCUUAAGGAAAAUAUAUAAUACCUCACUGUGAAAAUAUAUAAUACUGCACUGUGAAUGUUUACAUGGUGUGUUCAAUAAAAACAUGGCAACAAUUCAUUCUUUGUGUGUUUAAGCAGACUGUGAUUGUCUAUUGUUGUGACUUAGAUGAUCAGAUCACAUUUUAUGACCAAUUUGUGCAGAAAUCCAUAUCAUUCCAAAGGGUUCACAUACUUUUUCUUGCAACUGUAAAAUAUAUAUAUAUAUAUAUAUAUAUAUAUAUAUAUAUAUAUAUAUCUCUUACAGUUGCAAGAAAAAGUAUGUAAAAAGAAAAUUUUACUUAUUUUUUUAAAAGUAAAAUUUUCUGCAAUGCAUUUAUAAAUGGGGUCCGUCUAAGGAAAAAUCUCUCUGUGAAAGGUUAAAUUAAUUCAGGCCAAUAUAUACUGCUAAUUGGGAAAACUGCUGACUGUUCUGUGUCCUGGUUGAGCCCAUCUUAAGGAAAAUAAAUGAAUGUUAUAAAUGAAUAUAAGUUAAAUUUUUCCUUUUAAAGGAUGAAAUUAUACUAACCCAGCAUGUGACUCUUACAUACUUAAGAGGCCAAACUAGUGCUUGUGCAUCAAAUAGGUCUCCUUGUGUCCCUGUAUCAGCCUAGAAACACAGCCCAAUCCUAAAUUCAAGUUGCCAUGUUAUGUUAUAGACAGUUUUACCUGUUUUGAGUUCGCUUUAAUUGUGAAAAAAUGUAUUGUACUUCAUACAAAAUGUUAAAGGUCAGUGUAUAUGUAAGAAUACAUGCAGCGGUGUGAAAAUUAAAAAAUGGCUACUUGUCAAAGUGGUAGUCCAAUCUACUUGUCCUGACACACAGCAUAAUAUAAGAUUGGGACACUUGCCUAGAGCCACGGACAUUCAUAGGUUUAUUCACCAUAUUUUUGUGAAUUAAAUCCCCAAAGUAUCUCUCUCUGUUUUGCACCCUUUGCCUAAAACACAUACACAUUUUCUUUUGGGGGGAGGCUGCUAUCAGUUUUGGAGUGUGUGGUGCAGACUACAGUAAUUGCUCCCUCACGAUCUAGCAUUGGAAAUCAUUAGCCCCAGACAGCGAGGUAGCGACUACUGUGGUCUGCUCCCGCCAGAGGUAUAUACCAGUAGAGUUCAGCACAGUCGCAAUCUUAAUAUGGUGGUCUUUUAUUCAUGGUGUCAAAUGGGUGAUGUUUUGGCCCCAGACUGCCUUUUAUUAAACCUAACUUUUUAUUUUUUUAUAAUUCUUUAUAAAUCGGUUAUACAGAAUCCUGAUUAAAAAAAAAAAAAAAAGAGGUGUAAAUGUUUAAUUUUAUCUUUCACACCUCACAAAUGUAACUAUUUAAUAUAGAUGUUACCUUAAAUGGAAACUAUAGUGCCCCCCUAUGUUGCAUGUGCAACCCCCCCUCCUCCUGUCACUUACCUGAUUCCAGCACCUAUGUUCCUCGGUACUGGUUCAGGCUCAGCCUCCGCUCCUACACUGACGGUACACCACUAGAGGUGGAGUUAACUCUCAAAGGUAAUUAUUGAAAUUUAUUAAAAACUACAAUAAUUACCUUUGCAGGGAUAAGGCACCGGUGACCCUGGACCACUUGAAUUAGCUGAAGUGGUGUGGGUACCUAUAGUGUCCCUUUAAAUGUUAUGGGAAAUGGCAUUUUUCACUUUAAAUGUAUUAAAACAAUUUCCAGGAUAGAUAGAUCGAUCUAAAUAUCUAGGCUAUUCUUUUUCAGUGCUUUACCUGCAUUUGAGAAUAACGUGUUGCCUCAGAUUUGUAUUAAAAACAAGCAAUCCAUUCCUCUUGUUUAUAGAAUAAUAGAUCUUUUGCUCUCAAUGAUACUAAUAGGCAGUUUGAUAUACGAUGUUCAUAACAAUGAAGCCAGUAGCAUCCUUUAAAAAUGUGAAACAGACAAGAAAUUAUGGUAAAAUAGAACCUCAGUUGAGAAUCCAUCAAAAUGCUAAGUGAAUGUCAUCUCUCUCAAUGUCAUUUUUUUUUUUUUUUAUUGUGUUUCUUAUGCAGCAAAGCCAGAUGACUGGAAGCCAGCAAAACUGAAGGUAAUUCUCAAAUUCUCUAGCUGAAUUAUUCCGGGUGGAUGGCUUUGGAAGUAAAUGCAUGUUUGUUCAUUUUUUGUUUUAGGAGCAUAAAAGAGUUUUCGAGAGAGUGUGGAUGAACUUCCUGAAACACAGGGUAAGUGCACAAUACACUUCACUCUUUGAACAUGUUGGUUGAGGAUAGGGAUUUGAAUAUUUAUGUAGAAGAGUAGUAUAAUAAAAACCACCUGCAUGCUAAAAAUAUAGAAAAAGGUGAAUACCCUCUUCCAAAUUUUGAAUUAUUCCCAUACACCCAUCUUGCCACAACUGUCAGUGAGUUCUGUAUUCUACGGAUUAUAGCAGUUGCAGCAAUCGUCAUCAGUAGUCUUCUCGCCAAAUAAUCCUUUUACUGAAGCAUCCUCAACAGAACAAGUAAGCACUCCUCCAUAGAUGUUACUUGUACUUCUUUAUGACCACAUAUUUAAUUGGAUGAUAUUUUUAAUGACCUCUUUCAUUUAUUUUAACUUCACUGUAUGAACAUGUCUAUUAAAGAGACCCUAUAAGCAGCCAGACCACUUCAGCUUGUUUUUAAUAAACCGCAGUAAUUACCUGCUAGGGUUAACUCCUUCUCUAGUGGCUGUCUACCCCUUCCAGGUGUCUAGGCGACUUUUGGUUGUCUAAAUGAUGCUGGACGUUCUCACGCUAUGCAUGAGGACUUCCAGCGUCACUUGCAUCCCCAUAGGAGAGGGUUAAAUAAUGCUUUCCUAUGGGGAAAUCUUAGUUUGCGUGCAUGCACAUUAGGGGAGGAGCAAAGGCUGACCUGAGCCAACGCUGAGGGAUAUCGGCGCUGGACCCAGGUAAGUGACAGAGGGGGUUAUUAACCCCUUCUGCACCACAGUGUGGGGAAGAUAUAGUGACUGGAAAAUUAGUUUUUCUUGGCACUGUAGUUUCCCUUUAAUGUUUUCACUUGCAAAGAAGCUGUAUUGUAUAUUAAACUGGAUAACAUUGUCUUUGUCGCUCCCAGCAAUUAACGUUACACAUAUGCUCCAAUUUCCAUUAAAUGAUUUGUUUUUUUUUAUAGUAGUACCUAGCUUAUGAUAAUGUUCCUUUGGGGAAGACCUGAUUCGGGCAGUUGUAUUUGUUCUUGUCUCUUAUUUGUUUCUGAAUAUAACUAGCAAAUAAAUGCUUUCAGUUAUAUACCAAAGUGUGACUUGUCGUGAAUUCCAAAUAAAUUUUACAUUUAGGCUGAAAAUAACUGAAGUGGAAAAAUCUUUAAAGCGGCUCUGUCACCCAAAAAUAAAUUGAGCAUUUAAUUGAAAUUCCAACCCUGUCAAAAUACAGUCAUGGGAAAAAGAAAGUACACCGUCUUUGAAUUCUAUGAUUUUUACAUAUCCAGGCAUAACAAUAAUCUGUUCUCUAGCGGGUCUUAAAAUUAGAUAAAUACAACUGCAGCUGAACAACAAAACAUGACAUUACACCAUGCCAUGAUUUAUUUUACAAAAAUAAAGCCAAAAUGAAGAAGCCAUGUGUAAAAAGGAAAUCAUGACAUAAUGUAAUAUGUUGUGUUGUUCAUCUGUGGUUUUAGGACCUUCUAACCAACAGUUAUUUAUGUACUGAUGUGUAGAACCAUAGAAUUCAAAGAGGAUGUACCCCCCCAAUUACUGUAUAUCAUAAGACAAAGUAGGUGCCACUUUUUCUUAUGGUAUAUUCCUAAACUGACCAGAGGUGGAGCUACUACUGUCAAGUUUUGCCACCUCCCAAAGUCGUUGCUAGUGAUGGCUGGGAGAAUAAGGCAUUGUUUCACUCAUCACAACACUAUAUCUAUGGAGGUUCCUAUGAACUCAGUGGAUCUUCUGUAGACCUAAGUGUUGUACUCUGGUGUUUUUUUGUGGUGAUGUCACCAUCUGGAUGGUUUACAAAAUAUGCAAGGACCCCGAAUGCCACAGACACGCUUUGCUCAUUAUAUUUUCAUUUUAGCAUUAAAGGGACACUGUAGGCACCCAGACCACUUAUGCUAAUUAAGUGGUCUGGGUGCUCUGUCCCUUUUGCACUAAGUGCUGCAAUGUAAAAUAUUGCAGUUCCAUAGAAACUGCAGUGUUUACAUUGCAGCUCUAAGUCUGCCCUCUGUGGCUGUCUACCAGACAGCCAUAAGAGGGCUUCCUGAAUUGAAAUUGACCUUUGGCCCUACAUGAGGACCUCCAGCGCCAGAUUUUUCCCAAUAGGAAAGCAUUGAUUUAGGGAUUUGCCGUGGAUUCGCAUUAGACCCUGCUUGUCGCGGGACAAAGGAGGGGGUGGAGUGUUGACCCAGUGCCGAGGGACCUAGGCGAUAGGAAAAGGUAAGUAAAGGGUUUUUAAUCCUUUAUUUACCAGGGAAGGUGGUGGCAGGAGGACCGAUAGUGCCAGGAAUAAAGCUUUGUAUUCCUGGGACACUACAGUAUCUAUUUAAAGGGGCAAUUUUGGUGUCUCUGCUUCCAAAAUAAAGGGUUUAAAAGCCUUUAGACACUUACCUGACUGCAGUGACUAAGUCCCUUGGUGCUGGCUCCGUCUUCGCCUCCUCCAAUGUAAGAGAUUGUGGGGUGGGGGGGGACUUAACGUGUAUGCGUGGCAAAAUGCAUUAGGCCUUCCCAAUAGGAAAGCUUUAACUCUUUAAUUUCUUAAGGAGAUUUUCAAAAUGCUGGUGUCUGUCUGCAUUGUUUCAAACCGGGUAGUGCCUCUAGAGGCAGUCUUAAUCCUACAAUGUAAGUGGACAGAGAUACUGCACCCAGACAAUUAGUGGUCUGGAUGCCUAUUUUGUCAUUUUUGUAUUUGGAAUUCAUGUUCAAUUCCUGACAUUACACAUUCUGUAGCUAAUAAGCCUUCUAAUGUGGAAGUUGUUUGUUUUCUGUUAUAGCAAAUAUUUUUUAUUGUUUUUAUCUUUCUCCUUAGCUUCCAGUCGGUCUUUAUAAAAAGGUGCUUCUGAUCUUGCACGAGUCCAUUUUGCCACAUAUGGUGAAGCCCACUCUGUUGAUAGACUUUCUAACAGCUGCCUAUGAUGUUGGUAAGCCAUAGUCUAAUAUUGGUGUCAGUGUGCCCUAGCCAUAAGUAAAAUGAACAAAAAGUUAAGUGUGGGUAAUGCCACUGGGCCCGUGUCUAAACCCUGUGCCCAUGGCAGUCACCUGAGGCUACUUAAUUUGUCAUCUGGCACAAUAGUUGUACAACAGACAAUAAGACCUGUUUCAAACUGCUAAAUCUACUUUUUUUUUUUUUUUUUCUCAUAGGUGGACCCAUCAGUCUUCUUGCAUUGAAUGGGCUAUUUGUCCUGAUUCAUCAGCAUAACCUGUAAGUAGUAAACCAGUAUGAAAGCCUCUGCUAAAUCUAUUUUAUGAUCCAGAAUCUCCAUGCUUAAAUUUAAUAUAGUUUAAUCUGUCAUGGUUAAUAAUCUGUGACAAGAAAAGCCCUAUGUCAUCAGAAAUACUCAGCAUUGUGUGUUUUCGCUUUUUAGAGAAUACCCUGAUUUUUACAAGAAGCUUUACUCUCUGCUGGAUCCUUCUGUGUUUCACGUGAAAUACCAUGCUCGUUUCUUCCAUCUGGCCAACUUGUUCUUGUCAUCCACGUAAGUGACAUGACUGCUGAUGUCCUGAGAAUCUGAGAUUCUUCUCCGAUUGAUACAAAUUAUUCCACUCUGUCAUCUGCAUAGUUUUACAUUUCAUAACUUUUUUUUUUUUUGUAUCUUGUUUUCUAGACAUUUACCUGUAUACCUUGUUGCUGCUUUCGCCAAGCGCCUUUCUAGGCUGUCACUCACUGCUCCACCCCAAGUUCUUCUGAUGAUCAUUCCAUUUAUUUGUAACUUGAUACGUAGGCACCCAGCCUGUAGGAUCCUCAUACACCGCCCAUCUGCUGCAGGAGGUGAGUUUCCAUAUUUUAUUUUGGUACUAUAUUUUAUUUUGGUUUUGUUUUGUUAGAGAGACACUCUGUGCACCAUUUCUCCACUCCUACUGUAGAAGAUUCAGCUUUGCAUUAUUCACUCAAAGGCAUCCAAAUGCAAAUUUUCAGAGAGCACUGGGGGCUUCCUAUCAUAGCAGUCUAAUGUUGGACAAAUUUUGAUUAAUAAUACGGAAGGGAAUCUUCUACAUUACCCGAGUGUCUACAGAUAAAUUGUAAUAUGCAGAUAUUAAUUUGAUUAGACUUCUGUUACUCCGAGGCAGCUGGCAGAGAUCAAAUGUUUUGCCUGAUUUACACUUGCUCUUCCCCCUCUUUUUAAAUACUUUACAUAUUCUGAAUGGUAGAACUUUUUAGACUCUUUGCCAUGAAGGAAAUUAGUACAUUUAUAUCAAAGCUCUUUCUACAACGCUAUAUAUAUCCUUGUGUUUUGAUAGAUCUGACAGCUGAUCCAUAUGUAAUGGAGGAACAAGAACCAGCAAAAUGCCAGGCUUUGGAGAGCUCUCUGUGGGAGCUGGAGGUAAGAUCUGGAAUUUUGGUUUCUUUCUCUUAAACUUACAAGUUCCAUCAAGAUUGAGAAGAGUUAAAAAUAAACUAAUUGAGGUAUAUCUAGUAAGUAAAGCGAAGAUAAGACUGUGACUUUAAAGUUGUAUCUAGAUAAAAGCAAAUCAUAAACAAAUAGCCAUAGUGUGACUAAAAGAAGGAUGAAUACUGUUGUCACUUUGUUGAAAAAUAAUUUUGUUUUGAAUGCAUCAGGGCCUUGUUUCGCAAUCAGUGGAAAGAGCACCUAAGGAAGGGCCCCUUUAGCGCCCCUUUAGGAGGCACGCUGGCUGUGUGCUAAUGCAGAGAAGCACAUGCUUACCCAGGUGUCUACUGAGCCCAAAUACUUUGUGGGGUGCAGAGGCCAGGAGAUAGCUGGUGAUCUUCAUUAACAUCUAGCACUGCUCCCUGCGGUGAUGCCUGAAGCUGGGUUAUGACAUCACUCCAACACCACUAAACAGGGAGCAGUGCUGGAGGAGCAUUUAGAUUCUACAAUCCCCACACUGGACCCAAGGGAACGGAUCCACUCCAACUCUCCCGAAGGUAGGGAUACUGGGUGGACUUAAAUAAAAUCAAUUUGCGCGUGUGUGUUUGUGUGUGAGAGAAUGUGUAUAUGUCUGUCAAAACUGUGUGAGUGUGUCCGUGUGUCAGAUAUACUUCAUGAUAGGAUAUUUUUAUUGGACGUGUAAUACAGCAUCAUGUGGAAUUUGCAACUCUAUAAACUGAUCAAGUGAAAACAGGAACCAUACAAAUAAAGCAUAUUCUAUGUAUGAGGCUGGUGAGAUAUCCAUGUGGGUUAAAACUCGUGCUGUAGAAACUUUUCAAGUGCUUGUUAUGUGAUGUUGUUAUGUGAUGUUGAUGCUAUGAGUAACAAAGCGGGUAGUGGUAGUAAUAUUAUCUCUUUGAUUAUCACACAAGAAACACAACAAGCUUUGUAUGCAGUGGAUUGUUGCAGGCUAUAAUAUAUACAUUUGACAGAAAUAUGUACUUAUCAGAAUGCAUAGAUUAUAGGGAAAUUGAAUCUAAAAUAAAUCACCAUCUGCUUUUUUUAUUUUGACAGAUGCACGUUAAACAUUUUCUUUCAAAUGUUUAGUACAAACAUGACACUUGCCUCUAAUGCACUCUAGUAGAGCUCUGAAAAUUUUAUGCAGGUCAGGGAUAGUUUUGAAAGUAAUUUUGAAGAUUUAUUGCUCUUCAGAUUGUAGGUAUAAAAAUUUACUUUGCUUCACACAAAAAACCCACAUAAGUUCCAGAGAGUAGUUUUAACAUGACCUCCUUUAGUUUCCUUUCCCAAUUCUGUUUUUUUUUUUUUUUUUUAACCCACAGACUCUUCAGAAACACUACCAUCCAGAUGUAGUGAGAGCAGCCAAUGUGAUUAUCCGGGCAUUGUCAACUCAAGAGACUGAUAUCUCUGAGCUCCUGGAGGUGUCCUCAUAUGAGGUAGAGUAA
Messenger RNA from Pelobates cultripes (western spadefoot toad), 17304 nucleotides. The record is from the annotation of a GenBank genome assembly. NCBI's taxonomy places the organism in Eukaryota, Metazoa, Chordata, Amphibia, Anura, Pelobatidae.